UGUAACGUGCAGCAGCGCCUCAUGUGUUUUUAGCCUCUACCGGUAGUAGAAAAACAUGAAUUUAGAACCCUCAGGAUCCAUAACAUCUGAAAGAUCUGGUGAGCUUUCAUCAGCAGCAGGAGCAUGCAGCAGAGGGAAAAGACGGAGCGUCGGCCCCACAGCGCACAGGGAGGCCAAGAGAUUAAGAAGUGUGCAGCAGGAAGGUCAGGAGACGCAGACGUCUGGACGCUCGCUGAGUAUUUCUGUGCCGCUCGACCGCCUUCAACAACCAAUUACACCGAGUGAGCUGACGGAGCUGCUGCACUAUGCCGCUCUGGGGAAAACAGGUGGCGUUAAACAGCCCAGCUGGUGUCAUCUCCACCAUCAGAAGAGGGUGAAAGCUGUGAACGUGGUGAUCGUGGAGGGGCUGACCCAGAGUCACUUUUACAAACACUACCUCACCCUGCGGCACCUCAGGACCAGCUACACCACUAGGGUCACCUUUACGCCGUCACCUACCAACCUGGCGUCAGGAAUCUUCAGCGGUGAAGUCCCGGAAUCGGACGCUCCAUCCCAAAAGCCCAGUGAAAGCAGUGAAUUGCACAAAGCACUGAGGAUUCACCCAGUAAUCACCAAGUUCGGGACACAGAGGAGAGGACUGACAGCGUAUGUUCUCCCCCAGGAGGAGAUGAUCAAGAAACACUACCCUGUCAAAGGAAUGCCGGGCUUUGAGGAGUUUGUGUGCACAGACGGUGUUGACUGCGUGACUGACGGCAGCCCUCUGUAUGGACUGGACUGCGAAAUGUGUCUAACAGAAAGAGGGAAUGAGUUGGCUCGCGUCUCUCUGGUGGACAGUGAUGGGAACUGUUUGCUGGACGAUCUGGUGAAACCUCAGAACCGAAUACUCGACUACCUCACCAGGUUCUCUGGUAUAACCGCAGCGAUGUUGCGACCAAUCACAACGACGCUGCGUGAUGUUCAAGUGAAGCUCAGGCAGUUGUUGCCGAGCGACGCGGUUCUGGUGGGACAUUCGGUAAACAACGACCUCGUGGCUCUGAAACUGAUCCACCAGCAUGUAAUCGACACCUCGCUGCUGUACAGGAGAGACUUUGGACAAAAGUUUAAACUGAAAGUCCUGGCAGAGGUUGUGCUGCAGAGGCAAAUUCAAACUGAAGGGAAGAAGGGUCAUAAUCCCAUUGAGGAUGCUGUAGCAGCCCUGGAGCUGGCUCAGUAUUUUAUCAAAACAGGACCUCGUCAGGUUGUAGAGCUUCACCUGGAGGAGCUGUGGGGAUACACAAUAAUGGAGGAGUCCGCUGACUGUGAACCUGCACCCAAACCAAGUCUCAGGUUUGCGGACACAUUACAGACUCUCGGCCGGUCAGUCGCCUACUUAGGAAAGCGUUCGGACCUCAUCCUGGAUCUGUCCAAUCAGCAGUGGCACAGCUCUGACAAAGAGGUGUUGGCCUCCUUCAGCAGACGGACCAAGUGUCCGUUCCUCUCGGUGCUCCAGUUGUCGGACCAUCUGAAGAGGUGCCACCCUCACCAGGAGCAGAAGCACCAGAGGGCGCGUGCGAACCUUCGGGAUAUGUGCGUCGUGUUCGCCGGGCCGUUCCCCGCUGAUUUCUCCGAGAGGGAAGUGAGGCGGCUGUUUCGCUGCUGUGGACCAGUUCGAAGUAUCAAAAUGUUGACCACAACUGUCAGGGUUCAUGCAGAGGUAGAGUUUGAGCUGCUGGAGGGACCUGUGCUGGCUCUAAAAGCGUUGAAUGGACUUAAUAUGCAGGGACAGUCCAUCAAGGUCCAGAGGCCUGUUUACGAGUCGAUGCUGGACCUGGAUCUGACUCUUGAUGCUUUGAUGUGUGACAGUCUCAACACCAGUCACCUCUACGCCGUUCAGUUGAACCCCAGCAUGGCUGAAGACCUACGCAUUUCUGCACGGGUCAAUGGACACGCGUCAGAUGCAGAAUGUCCGGGUGUCACUUCUGUUAGAGCGGCGAACAGGUUGUCCUCAGCGAAAGUAAACGGCACCAGAGAGUCUCAACUGUCCGAGGAGACGAUCAGAGAGACAUUCGGUCACUUUGGUUUGGUGGAGAGAGUCGUCCUGCCUGCCAAACGUGGAAACCGUGCAAGUCAUGCAUACAUAAAGUUUGAGAGCUCAGCGGAUAAACACGUGGCCCUCAGCUCCUCUGAGGAUCUCCGGAAGGAAAACUACCUCGUCUGUCCUUCCCUGACUCCGCCGCACUUACCCUCGUGGGUCAGCGUGGUGCAUACUGGCAGCGAAGCGGCGGAAGGCGAGGAGAGGACCCACGGGCACACCAGUUCUCAGGACCAGGAAAUGGAUCUCCUGAUGGGGAAGUUGGACCACCGCCUGAGGAAGCUCUUCAGCUCUCUCCCAGAAGGCACCUUGUCCGUGGUCGUGCUGCUCGGAGACACCAGUGCUCAUGGCUGUCCUGGUUUGUGCCUGAUGGAGGUCAAGCGAGGAGAAUGACCUGCACUCAACAUAUCCUGCAGUCCACUUCCAGACUUGUUUUAGUGAAAGAUGAGCGCUGUAUGUCUGUUUUUAUUAGGUAAAAUGUAUAUAAAGCAAAGUUUAAGUCAAAUACAGUACUUGUAAAAUAUUUUUGGUGGCCUAAAAAAAAUACUGAAAGCUAGAGAGUCAAAUCUGCCUUUGGUACCCAAUGAGUUUGACACUUAGUUUCCCAUUAAGAGACACACAAACAGUUUCCCAUUAAGUGCGAUCAUGAAAGUCGGACUUGGCUCAUAACACAUGCUGGGGUGGAGAUACGGUUUGUUCUCCUGGAAGAAGUUAAAGAUGGAAGAUUUAUGACUGUAUCAAACACUGUUGGAGGAAUGUUUAUAUUCAUUGAAGUAAAAGAAUAUUGAUUAAUGAGCAGCAUCUACCAUACAGAAUCUAUUCAUUUUGAUACUUCAACAAAAUUUGUUUGAUGUCAAACUCCUUUCAUUUGACUUUCAGUAACCAUGAUUCAUGUCGAGAGUUAGAAGUAUAGAAGCACAGGUGUUACUAAUAAGACUAACGACGCCAUCAUUCAAGUGAGGCCACAAGCACAACACCAGGACCCUGAAAUUGAAGCAGCUAAAUGGAAUUCAGCCAUCACCAGUGUAGCUCUUUACCUGUGCUGUCAAAACUACUUGAGUGGAAGACUGUACAAAGACUAAAGUUAAGACGUAAUACACUUAAAUGACUAAGAACAUGUAAGGUUUAUUAACCGUUUAUGUAGUUAUUAUAUUAGAGCUUAAAUAUUUCACCCGAGUAAAACUAAAGCAUUGAAAAUGUGCCGAUUUAAGUCUUCAGCUCAUUUUGUCAAACAGUGGACGACAUGUUAUGAGCUCCAUUAGAUUAUGGUUUUACCUGUUAAGUGCAUGUCAAUGCAAAAGCAGUAAAAGUUGAUCUUGCGAGUAUAAACAAUAUAAAGCGUGGCGAACGCCUCUAUUCAAAUGCAUCGAGAGUGAAGACAGAAAACAGAGAUACUAAGAAACAGUCUUUAAUUUUUGUUCCCUUUUCAAGGAAAUAUUUUAAGUACUUUUUAAACUUUACACCUUUUGCAUUAGAACAAACGUUGACAUUGUUGCAGGUUGACACGGUUACAAAACAGUUAACACAAAAAAGGUAAAGAAACUCAACUGUACAGAAAGAACUUCUCAUGAAGGAUCAAAACGCCACCAAUUAUAAACAUCACAUCGUCAUUGAUAAGCUUAUAUAUGUUGGAUAAAACUGGUCUAAGUUGACAGAACUUAUUUUAAAAUGGGAAAAAAAUAAUGUUAGACUCCAUUAAAAUCCUAAAUAACCCAGACAUUGAACUACAGGACGUGUCGGGCAGCAUUUUAUCUCACGGUUUAUGAAACGGAGUCACGGGGAUACAAAGAGAGAACAUACAUCUCCCCCACAUGCACAAACUCUCACAAAAUAUAAGACUGAUUGGAGGAGACCGUGCCAUUAAAAAUAAUAAAUGAUUUCAAAGUGUGGUGGCAGAAUCCAGUCUGAACACAGAGAAUAAAUGAACAUUUCUGGAGAUUCGAUUUUAAGAUUCCAGUGAAGAGUGUGUAUGUGCGCGCAUUUACCCAGAAGAGUUUCCUGCUCCUCUGAUACAAGAUCAAAAUAUGGCAGCUGUUAUGGCUUGUGUUCUCUGUCAAGAGUCCAGUCUUGGCUGGUAGCUUUGGACACGGUAUCCACAGCUGCAGGGUGAACUAAUUCAUUUAGGGCGUGUCACUCCCAGUGAUUUACAACCUUGCAGGAGAGAGAGAGAGAGAGAGAGAGAGAGCGCCCCAAGUGCAGAG
Molecule: messenger RNA, 4272 nt
Organism: Anarrhichthys ocellatus (wolf-eel)
Lineage: Eukaryota; Metazoa; Chordata; Actinopteri; Perciformes; Anarhichadidae
Gene: rexo5
Product: RNA exonuclease 5
Exons: 19
Coding region: 56-2464 (802 amino acids)
Cellular component (GO): nucleus
Molecular function (GO): exonuclease activity; RNA binding
Source: RefSeq, a predicted model, not a curated record